Conger conger (European conger) is the source of this 597-nucleotide messenger RNA. RefSeq names its product small nuclear ribonucleoprotein Sm D1-like. Gene Ontology annotation, cellular component: U4 snRNP; U5 snRNP; precatalytic spliceosome. The transcript is spliced from 4 exons. The record is from RefSeq and is a predicted model, not a curated record. Bases 117 to 476 code for a protein of 119 amino acids. Gene Ontology annotation, molecular function: RNA binding. NCBI's taxonomy places the organism in Eukaryota, Metazoa, Chordata, Actinopteri, Anguilliformes, Congridae. Gene Ontology annotation, biological process: RNA processing; spliceosomal snRNP assembly.
UUCGUUUCCGGGUGAAAUACACCAAUUUAAUGUCGGUCUUCGAAGCGGAAGCGUCAGCCAAGUAGCUAACAUUUCGAACUUUAGUUGAGGAUUUCGCGUUGCUGCUUAUUGCAAACAUGAAACUCGUACGAUUUUUGAUGAAACUGAGCCAUGAGACGGUUACGAUUGAACUGAAGAAUGGCACACAGGUUCACGGCACCAUCACAGGUGUGGAUGUCUGCAUGAACACACACCUUAAAGCUGUGAAAAUGACCCUGAAGAACAGAGAGCCGACACAGCUGGAGUCCCUCAGUAUCCGUGGCAACAACAUUCGCUACUUCAUCCUUCCCGACAGCCUGCCCCUAGACACGCUGCUGGUGGACAUUGAGCCCAAAGUCAAGUCUAAGAAGAGAGAAGCGGUGGCAGGGAGAGGUCGUGGGAGGGGCAGGGGCAGAGGGCGUGGAAGAGGACGAGGAAGAGGGGGCCCAAGAAGAUAACUUCCCCUCCAUUGCACAUCAACUUCCUGCUGUUUUGUACAGAUUUUGUAUUGCUUGGAAAUUCUGGCAAGUGUUGUUUUUCUCCCCCCCAUUUUCUACAUAAAGCUUUCCUGACAAAAUA